Penicillium cinerascens is the source of this 1935-nucleotide messenger RNA. RefSeq lists its product as uncharacterized. The transcript has a single exon. The record is from RefSeq and is a predicted model, not a curated record. Lineage: Eukaryota; Fungi; Ascomycota; Eurotiomycetes; Eurotiales; Aspergillaceae. The coding region runs from base 1 to 1935 and encodes 644 amino acids.
AUGAGACCAGGCCCCGAGUCUAGCUUUCUUGGUCCGCCACCAACCUCUAUUGAGGGCACAUACGACACGUUCCCACAGGACGGUGUAUCCGAUGCUUCUCUCGUAUUCCCGGCCCCAGCAUGGAAGCAGAGUGGACAAAAAUAUCCAUCAGAGUCUGAGACCGACCCAAAAUCGAACCCAAAUUUCCAAUGGGGCUUUUGCAUUGCUUCUGACAAUACAGCUAGUCAAUAUGCUCGUUCGACGAUGUCACGAAACUUGAUCCGCAUCUAUCACGACAGCAUGGAGAAUGCGUUGUCAUGCUGGCUGACAGAGCACAACUGCCCUUACAGCGACUCGAUGAUUGAUGUGCUUCCAUACAGAGAGAUGAAGGAAUGGGGCCCGAAUUGGUCGAACAGGAUGUGUAUGCGGGUCUGUCGAUUGGAUCGCGCGUCGCCCUCAAUACGCGGCAGAGCUUUAACUGCGGAAGAAGAUAAAAUAGCGGCUCGAACGCUUCAUCUAGCAAUCAUGUCGUUUGCCUCACAGUGGACUCAACAUGCACAGAAGGGCCCAGGCGCGUCUGUCCCAGCGGCAAUCGAUAACGAUGAGAAAUCUAUCCGAGAGAAAGUGUGGAACGAAGCACGCCACGCUUUGGAGUGCUCGUUAGGCAUACCGUCUUUCCGUAUCGCGUUCGCGAAUAUCAUUUUCUCAUUAACGCAAAGUCCGUUAGACAGAGGGCAGGAAGGAAGCUUGAGCGAGCUAUUAGAGAAUGAUCGUGCGCCGAUAUUUUUGGAAACCGCUAAUCGCCAACUUUUCACAUUUCGGCACAAGUUCAUGAGACUCCAGCGACAAUCUCCUCCAAAAGUGAGAGAGCUUCGGAGGGAAUCAAUAGGGUCAACAAUGACCGACGUAUUGGAAAUGCCACAGCUGUCGGGGUCUCCGCAGCUCGAUCCAAUUCUGACUAACCAAGAGCAUCGCACUACACUAGGCCUCAUGUUCUGGCUGGGCGUUAUGUUUGAUACGGUGAGUGCUGCGAUGUAUCAACGUCCAUUGAUAGUGUCGGAUGAGGAUAGUCAAAUUGCAUCGGCCUCGCCGUCGAUGAUUGACUCUGAAGACCAGAUUGAUUUUGGCGGCUGGCAUAUUCCAAGAAACGAAAUACGUGAGAAGCAGGAUGUAUGGGGUGAUUUCCUUCUCCGUUCUUCAAUUGAACGUCAGAAAUCGAGCCAAGCCCAGCCAAGGUGGCCAUGCCCCUACGAAGAAGCUGCAUCCGUACUUUCAGAAGCGACUCCUGUCAAAGUUCUGAUCUAUCGUCGGGUCACGCAACUGCAAACUCUGGUUUAUCGAGGCGCUAGUCCCGAUCGUCUUGAAGAUUUCAUCCAGAAGACUCUCCUGGUCUACCAUCACUGGAAUUCCACAUACCGGAGAUUCAUGCUCGACUGUGUUACUAAUCAUGAACAUCUUCCUUCUCGCAUACAGUCAUGGUACGCCAUCCUCGACGGACACUGGCAUUUAGCUGCAAUGCUUUUGGCGGACGCGCUGGAAGGCAUCGACAAAGGGAGGCUCGGGUCUGAUGCUGCGCGUGAGGACCGACAAGCUACAGACUUGGUCGCCACACUCAGGAUGGAUAAUGCGUUUGCAGUUGGCGGACUUGCUCGUGCUUCAAUCCAAGGGCAGCAGCCAAUCCUGCACCAAAAUAUUCAUGAUUCUCUGAACGAAGUUGCUUUCCUGGUCGAACCGUGGACCGCCGUUCUAGUCCAUUCAUUCGCCAAGGCGGGAUAUAUCUCACUAGAAAGUUUGGAUAUAUCUGCAGAUCAAAAUAUGGACGCUGAGUGCUUACGGCAGAAUUGUGAGUUCUGCAUCUGUGCGCUUCAAUACCUUGGAAGAAAGUCUGAUAUGGCUUCUUUGGUGGCUCGAGAAUUGUCGAGAUCUUUGGAAUUGAAACUCGCCCGGGCAUCAUGA